This is a messenger RNA of Perca flavescens (yellow perch), 3120 nucleotides long. Its product is annotated as CTTNBP2 N-terminal-like protein. Bases 88 to 1893 code for a protein of 601 amino acids. The transcript has 7 exons. NCBI's taxonomy places the organism in Eukaryota, Metazoa, Chordata, Actinopteri, Perciformes, Percidae. The record is from RefSeq and is a predicted model, not a curated record.
ACUGCCUGGCCGCUAACUGUUUCGCUGCAUCGGGAUCAGAGAGGACGCAAAUCAAGUGAAACAAAUCUCCUGACAGGAGAAAAGUUCAUGCUGGAGUUUUCAAAGACCUCAGAGGGCCUUAUGAAGUCCAAGCUGAAUAUGGAGAAUUUGACCAAGCCAGAGUUGCUGAUGCUUUUCAGUAUUCUGGAAGGAGAGCUGGAGGCCCGGGACCUGGUCAUUGAUACCCUAAAGGCCCAGCGUAAAGAGCUGUUUAUCCAGGAGCGCUAUGGCAGGUACAACCUCAGCGACCCCUUCCUGGCCUUGCAGAGGGACAGUGAGGUUGUCGGGGACCAGAACAAGGACCCGGGCUGUUCCUCCCCCACCUCCAACCCUCUGGUGGUUCUCAAACUGGUGGUGAGCCACUGCAGAAGGAUGCAGGAGAAGAUGUUGGCCCAGCUGGCUGCAGCGGAAAGCAGGCACAGAAGGGUCAUUGCAGAUCUGGAGGAGGAACAGAGGAGGCACGCUGAGGACACCGCCGAGGGAGAUGAUGUCACUUACAUCCUGGAGAAAGAGAGGGAGCGCUUACAACAACAGCUGGAGUUUGAGCGGAGCCAGGUCCGGCGGUUGGAAAAAGAACAGCGUCUGAUUACUCACCAGCUAGAAGAAGAACGGGCUCAGCACAAACAGCUCUCCUGCGCUUUGGCCAAAGAGUGCAAGUGGGCAAGUGCCAGGGCUCUAGAGGAGGGUCACCGGCUGACGGAGCUGAGCCGUAAACUUGACAAGGAGAAGGAGGCUUGUCAGGCACUGAGAAACGAGCUGGAGGAUGAGAGGAGGCGAGCUCUGAGAAUGGAGGCCAGGGUGGAGGAGCAGCUGGCCGAGUUUGACACGGAGCGAGAGCAGCUCCGCUCACGUCUGAAGAAGGAGGAAGCUCACUGCUAUCAGCUACAACAACAGGUAGAGGAGCUGAAGAGGACGCUGGUAGAGGUGAAUAUGAUGAGAGAUGUUAGGGAGGCAGUUACAGCUCCUGUUGAGGCAGUAGGAAAGGAGUGGGCCACGGAAGUUCCUCCAGCAAAGACAGCAGUAGACACUAUUACGGCGGAGGAUGUUGAGGAAGACCUAAACCCGCAACCUGUGCAGUCAAAAGUCAACGGUCACCACUGUCCUAUGGAGACCAAUGAGCACCACGGCCCAAACAACGCCCUCCCAGAUAACAUCAUUGUACAGAAUGGGAAUGAGAAUUCUCCAAUUCAUCAGAGCCAGACAUCAUUCUCCCCCUGCAGUGCCACCCCCUCCACUCUUCCUCCUUCCUCCCCAUGCGCUUCGCCUGUCCUUGCCAAACGCCCACCAGGCAGCCCGAGCCCUGGUAGCUACCAUUCUCCCUACCAGGCCGGGAUCAACCAGCGCUUCCACGCUGCUCGUCACCGGUUCCAGGGUACCAUUGACCCAGAGCCUCCUUCCCAGGCCACACAGCCUGCUCUCCCCCUCUCACCAAAGGAUGUCUCCCCUGUGACCAGCAGCUCGUCCCUAGAAGCCAGCCCAGUCAAGCAGAUGGCCCGCAGCACAGUCACUCAAGUCCUGUCUCGCUUCACCACCGUACAGCAGAGCGCCACACCGAACAAUUCACCCUUCGGUACAGACUACCGCAGCCUGGCAGCGCCUUUGUCUCCGGUCAUCGGGAGGGCCGCAGGAGCACUUCUGCAGGGGAUCCGAUCACCCACUAUCCCCAGGGCAGACAGGGGUAACCCUCCACCCAUCCCCCCUAAGAAGCCCGGUCUGGCCCAGGCCCCUCCCUCCCCGGCAGCAGUGCCCAGGUCUGCCAGUCACUUCUCUGACAGCCCCCUCUCAGCCAGCUGUGGCCUCACCUCCAGCCAGGAGGGAGUCAAAGAACUGGACAUGGUGGUUUCUUCGAAUUAACGGAUCAUUUGAUUGGUCAAUGAAUGAGUUAGCUGCUGCUCUGCUUGUGACACGAUGGUUGAAUCCACAUCUCAUAAUCAUGAUUGUUGAGAUAUUGUUUUGUACACGACAGGAUUUAUAUUAUGUGCUUAUUUGAACAGAGGUCCCUUCAAACACUGUUAUAAUUGUAUUUAUUAAAUUUGUUUUGGUAUGCGCUGAGGCACUAUUUUAGAUAGUGGUUAAAGAGCUGGUACUAGUGAAGAGUUACAACUGAUAGUUUGAGUUUCAAAUUAGGAUUUGUGCGAUAUUGAAAUCCCCCCUAUUGACGAUAUAACUUUAACAACGAUAUAAGAAAUUAUUGUCCCAAAAACAGUAUAAAUAUCUAUUGACUGGAGACGCAUACAGUACAGUAUGUUGCAAUACCCGUAAGUGGACAAUGUAUAGGCAGUAAGCGCUAUUUUACAAAAGGGCAUGCAGAGAUCAAUAAAUCAAAUCAAUCAACCGGUUAUUUUAUUCAGUGACGCAUUUAUCAACAUUGAUAUUUGGAAUGAGGAUAACAGAUAUAGUUAUUGCGGCCAACCAAUAUGCGUUAAAAGAUAAUCUCAUCAUAUCGCCCAGCCUAUUUCAAAUGUGCCGAUACUGUAUGUUGGGCACACCCUACUGUUAUGGUAUAUUUAGUCUUUUUUUAUGAUAUCAUAUUUCCAAAGAAUACAAAUCAGUUUAUCACCUGAAGAGGUAUUAUGUUUCCCUAGUAUGUUGCUCGUUAUUACAACAAAUACUGUAAUCUUCAGACCAAAUGUAACAAGUUGUCCUUGGACCAAUGUUUGUCUCAUUUCAUGUCUUGUGUGUAUGUACGUAGCGGUCGUUUUUAUAAAAAUGUAUAGUUCAUUUUAUAAAUGUUCCUUAGUUAUUAAUGUACAAUAGUUUUACACAACAGGUAAUCUAAUCAGUGUUGUACUGAGCUUUGUUCAUGUAUUACUUUAAUGUUGCAUUGUUAUGAUAAUCUUAAGGCUCAGAAUGUAUGCAGGUGCCAUUGUACUCUUCUAAGGAUUAGUGAUUCUGAUGAAUGUCAUGUCUUUGUCAUUUAUAAGAAAUAAUUAUAAAACACUCAAGUAUUUUUUAGUCAACCAUGGCUUUGAUUAAUUUCAUAACAACUGUUGUGUUGGUUAUCCCUACUUUUUAAUCAGAUCCUUUACAGUACUUUAAAUGCUGGGAAGUGACGGAUAAAAUAAAUUAAUCCCAAAGAUU